GAUUUCCUAGGUGAUGUUAGUUGGGCUGUCUUGGUUGUCGACGAAGCUCACAGACUAAAGAAUGAUGACUCCCUCCUUUAUAAGACGCUUAACAUGUUUCAUACUAACCACAGGCUCCUAGUGACUGGCACUCCACUGCAGAACUCACUGAAGGAGCUCUGGUCACUUAUCCAUUUUAUAAUGAAAGACAAGUUCCCCAGUUGGGAAGAGUUUGAAGAGGAGCACAAGGCGUAUCACGAGGGAGACACCUCCAACCUCUCCUCACUACACCAGCAGCUGGAGCCUUACCUACUGAGGAGGAUUAAAAAAGACGUUGAAAAAUCACUUCCUUCAAAAGUGGAACAGAUCCUUCGUGUAGAGAUGUCAUCAGUGCAGAAGCAAUACUAUAGGUGGAUACUUACUAGGAAUUAUAAAGCAUUGAGUAAAGGCGUGAAGGGAAGCAUAACUGGUUUCAUAAACGUGUUGAUGGAGUUAAAGAAAUGUUGUAAUCACGUGUACAUUGUUCGAACACCAGACACACCUGAAGUUAAGGAUCCUUUACAG
This is a messenger RNA of Amphimedon queenslandica, 543 nucleotides long. Its product is annotated as chromodomain-helicase-DNA-binding protein 1-like. Gene Ontology annotation, biological process: nucleosome organization. Gene Ontology annotation, molecular function: histone binding; ATP hydrolysis activity; DNA binding. The annotation marks the transcript as partial. Gene Ontology annotation, cellular component: chromatin; nucleus. The transcript has 4 exons. The record is from RefSeq and is a predicted model, not a curated record. NCBI's taxonomy places the organism in Eukaryota, Metazoa, Porifera, Demospongiae, Haplosclerida, Niphatidae.